Molecule: messenger RNA, 312 nt
Organism: Anopheles maculipalpis
Lineage: Eukaryota; Metazoa; Arthropoda; Insecta; Diptera; Culicidae
Product: cytochrome c oxidase assembly factor 5
Exons: 3
Coding region: 32-280 (82 amino acids)
Biological process (GO): mitochondrial respiratory chain complex IV assembly
Cellular component (GO): mitochondrion
Source: RefSeq, a predicted model, not a curated record
GAAGGCAAAAUUCAUACAAAUCCUAUAAAAAAUGAUGCGCUACGAGGGAAAUGAAGAGCUCGCGGACAAAUCCGCGUGUGCAGGUGUACGAGCAGACUUGAAGAUGUGUCUUUUGCAGAGUGACUGCUGCAAGAAGGAGAAGAAAACUCCCCGAGAAUGUUUGAACCGUACGGAUGGUUCCGUGCCGAACGAAUGCUUUGUGCUGAGGAACACGUUUUUCGAGUGCAAGCGAUCAAUACUCGACAAUCGACAACGAUUUCGCGGUAGAAAAGGCUACUAACCUGUUCAAUGCAUUGUUUCUUCAGGUGAUAG